CUAUAUCACACUAUUGCCUGUGAUAACCAUCAAUAUCUGUUAAUACAGAGGAUGAAAUUUCAUUGACCAUUAAAGUUAAAUAAUCGUUAUCAAUUGUACUAUUUAAUAUUCAUCAGCACGUACUAACAUAACAAUCAUGAGGGAAAAGUUACCUGAAACAAUAAACUUUCCUAAAGAAGAGGAAAAAAUUCUCGAGUUUUGGCAGAAGCAUGAUGUUUUUCAAAACAGUGUCCGUCAAUCUAAAGGUAAGCCACGUUAUUCUUUCUACGAUGGACCACCUUUUGCAACAGGACUUCCUCAUUAUGGCCAUAUCCUAGCUGGAACAAUUAAGGAUAUUGUAACGAGAUAUGCACAUCAAAGUGGCUUUUAUGUAGAACGCCGAUUUGGUUGGGAUACUCAUGGAUUGCCAGUAGAAUAUGAAAUAGAUAAGACUCUGGGGAUCAAAGGUCCAGAUGAUGUUGAAAAAAUGGGAAUAGAAAACUAUAAUAAGGAAUGUAGAAAGAUCGUCAUGAGAUAUUCUGAAGACUGGGAAAAGAUUGUAGGACGAAUGGGUCGUUGGAUUGAUUUUAAUAAUGAUUACAAGACUUUAUACCCUUGGUACAUGGAAUCAAUUUGGUGGAUUUUUCAAGAAUUAUUCAAUAAAGGUUUAGUUUACCAAGGAGUGAAAGUUAUGCCUUACUCUACAGGAUGUAAUACACCUUUAUCCAAUUUUGAAUCGGGCCAGAAUUAUAAAGAAGUGAUAGAUCCAUCCGUAUUUAUAGCAUUUCCUCUUCUAGAUGAGCCCCAAACAUCAAUUCUUGCCUGGACAACCACUCCUUGGACUCUUCCAAGUAAUUUGGCUCUUUGUUGUAAUCCAAACUUUGAAUAUGUUGUUAUAAUUGAUAAAGCAACAAAUAAAAAGUAUAUUUUAUUGGAAGCAGCAUUGGAAAGAGUAUAUAAAUCUAAUCAUCAAUAUGAAAUUAUUGAAAAAAGAAUGGGAUCUGAGAUCAAAGGAAAAUCUUACGAACCCCCAUUUCCUUAUUUUGAACAUCUGAGAGCUAAAGGUGCAUUCAAAGUGCUAAAUGAUACUUAUGUAACAGCAGAAACUGGUACAGGAUUUGUUCAUCAAGCUCCGUAUUUUGGUGAAGAUGAUUAUCGUUGUUGCUUGGAAGCAGGAAUCAUUACUAGAGAUCAAGAAGCCAUUUGUCCAGUAGACAGCUGUGGAAAAUUUACUGAACCAGUUAAAGAUUUUGUAGGAAUGUAUGUAAAGGAUGCUGAUAAAGAAAUUAUUAAAUAUCUUCAAACAAAUGGCAAAUGUGUGAAACAUGUUGGACAUUCUCACAGCUAUCCUUAUUGCUGGCGAUCGGAUACACCUUUGAUUUACAAAGCUGUACCUUCUUGGUUUAUUCGAGUAGAGAGUAUCAAAGAUAAGCUUUUAUCAGCAUCUGCAGAAACUUAUUGGGUUCCUGAUUAUGUUAAAGACAAAAGAUUCGGUAAUUGGUUGAGAGAUGCUCGAGAUUGGGCUAUAAGUCGUAAUCGUUAUUGGGGCAAUCCAAUUCCUCUUUGGGUGUCUGAAGAUAAUAAAGAGAUAGUUUGUAUUGGAAGCAUAGCUGAAUUAGAGAAACUCACGGGAAAAAAAAUUACUGAUAUCCAUAGAGAAAGCAUAGAUAACUUGGAAAUUCCAUCAAAACGUCCAGGAUGUAAACCAUUGAGACGUAUUCCUGAAGUCUUCGAUUGUUGGUUCGAGUCUGGAUCAAUGCCUUACGCUCAGAUGCAUUAUCCCUUCGAUAGGGUAAAGGACUUUGAAGACAGUUUUCCGGCAGAUUUUAUUGCUGAGGGCAUAGAUCAAACCAGAGGAUGGUUUUAUACACUUUUGGUGAUCUCCACUGCUUUGUUUGAUAAACCUCCAUUCAAAAAUCUUGUCUGCAAUGGUUUAGUACUUGCAUCUGAUGGCCAAAAAAUGUCUAAACGUAAAAAAAAUUAUCCUGAUCCUUUGGAGAUUGUUAAUAGAUUUGGAGCAGAUGCUUUAAGACUUUAUUUGAUUAAUUCUCCAGUUGUUCGAGCAGAAAACUUGAGAUUUAAAGAAGAAGGAGUCCGCGAUGUUAUCAAAGACGUCUUCCUUCCAUGGUAUAAUGCAUUCCGAUUUUUGAUGCAGAAUAUUGAUCGAUUCGAAACUGAAGAGAAGUCUGAAUUUAUUUAUAGAGAUAUCAAAGACAUUUCUAAUGUCUCUGAUAAUAUUAUGGACAGAUGGAUUUUGUCAUUCACUCAAACCUUACUUCAAUUCUUGAAACAAGAAAUGAAAGCUUAUCGGUUGUAUACAGUUGUUCCUAAAUUGAUUAAAUAUAUUGAAAAUUUGACUAAUUGGUACGUGAGGAUGAACAGGAAAAGAAUCAAGGGAGACUAUGGAAUGGAAGAUUGUAAACAUGCUCUCAAUACUCUCUUCAGUGUCAUAUAUACCAUGGUACGCAUCAAUGCACCUUUCACACCCUUUUUGAGCGAAUUCAUGUUUCAAAAAUUGGCUCCAUUGUUAUCGAAAGAAAAUUUUAAGGAGAACUUAGAGAGUGUUCAUUAUCAAAUGAUUCCUGACCCACGUUCUCAGCUGAUUAAUACAGAAAUUGAACGUGCAGUUUAUCAUAUGCAAACUGUUAUUGAAUUAGGAAGAGUUGUUCGAGACAGGAAAACAAUUCCUGUUAAAUAUCCGCUUCCAGAAGUAGUAGUGAUUCAUCAGGAUGCUAGAAUAUUAGAAGAAAUAAUUAGUUUAAAGCCAUACAUUCUGGAAGAGCUGAAUGUCAAAGAGUUAACAGUAACUACAGACAAGGAAAAAUAUGGAGUGGUGCUAAGAGCGGAACCCGAUCAUAAAACUCUAGGGUUUAGAUUAAAAGGAGAAUUCAAAUCAAUUAUUCAGGCAAUUAAACAGUUAACGGAUGUUCAAUUACAAGAGUUCUUGGUUAAAAAGGAAAUUACAGUACAAAAACAUAAAUUAGGAGAACAAGAUUUAAGAUUAAUGUUUAGCUUUUCUGGUCCAGCUGCUGAGCAGUUAUCCCGCAGAUAUGAAGCUCAUAGUGAAGGAAAUAUCUUGAUACUUCUGGAUAUAACUCCAGAUGAAUCGAUGCAACAUGAAGGAAUUGCUAGAGAAAUUAUUAAUAGAGUGCAGAAAUUGAGGAAGAAAGCACAGCUGGUUCCUUCUGAUGCUGCUGAUGUCUAUUACAAAAUCUCUGAUCCUAAUUGUUCUCUAGCUAAAGUUAUUGUCGAAUAUAAAGAAUUUAUUGAAAAUACUACCAAGACUCCGCAACAAGAAUAUGCUGAAACUCCUACCGAUGCUCAAGUUAUCAUUGAAGAAAUGCAGAAGAUCAAAGGUAUGGAGAUGAAAUUAUUAUUAGUAAAACGUAAUACAAAUACGUCUGAGAAUACAUCGUGUGUAGGCAAUGAACCUAGUUCAGCUUAUGUAAAUGUUAAACUUAUUGACGUUGAACCUUGGGGUGCUGAAAAAGGAGAUGUAGGCUCAAUCUUCAUAGAAAGUCCACGAGAUCGUGAGCUAAUUACUUUUCAGCAGUUGAAAGAUGAAAUUGAGAUUAUCUUCGGCAUUUAUGAUAAACAGUAUAAUCUAUUUUGUGACCGAAAGAAACUUAAUGAAGGAAUUGAUAUACGGACUUUAAAUAGAAAAUAUAUUUUCGUAAUAAAACCAGGACAAGAUUGUUAUCAUGAAGAAAUAGACAUUAUUGCUCCAUGUUGUAAAUUUCUUUGUGUAACACACGAGAAUAAAAAGACAUCGAUAUUUUUAGAGAAUCCUAAAUCAAAAUAUCGUAUAGACAGCAAGAAUGCGAAGAAAAAGAUAGAUUCCAUCUUUGGAACAAACUUUGAAAUAACCCAAAAUCUUCUUGACUCACAUUUUUAAUCUCGCUAUUAAUAGAACUAAUUUUUGACACAUUAUUUUUACUAAUUAUCAUUUAAACUGGAAUUGUGUGAUAUAUAUCCAUGUAAUUUAUGAAUAAAUAAGGAUU
Chelonus insularis is the source of this 3980-nucleotide messenger RNA. RefSeq names its product Isoleucyl-tRNA synthetase (gene IleRS). The coding region runs from base 137 to 3874 and encodes 1245 amino acids. Gene Ontology annotation, biological process: isoleucyl-tRNA aminoacylation. Gene Ontology annotation, molecular function: isoleucine-tRNA ligase activity; ATP binding; aminoacyl-tRNA deacylase activity. The record is from RefSeq and is a predicted model, not a curated record. The transcript has 2 exons. Lineage: Eukaryota; Metazoa; Arthropoda; Insecta; Hymenoptera; Braconidae.